This is a messenger RNA of Penicillium verrucosum, 666 nucleotides long. RefSeq lists its product as uncharacterized. The transcript has 2 exons. The coding region runs from base 1 to 666 and encodes 221 amino acids. The record is from RefSeq and is a predicted model, not a curated record. Lineage: Eukaryota; Fungi; Ascomycota; Eurotiomycetes; Eurotiales; Aspergillaceae.
AUGCCCGGCAUGAGCGAACUACAACUGAACAUCAUCCGGGACUUCACCUCGACCCGCGAUACUUUGGUUGCUGAGCUUGAGAAGUUUUCUGGAGGCGAUACCAAUGGCAGAGUGGUUGUUCGGGUCCAGUCGUUCUUGUUUCGAAUUAAGAACACCUUGGCAAUGUGGGCCAGGCUUCGUUGGAACUUGAAGAACGAGGGCCGGUGUUUCGAAGACCGCUGCAUCAAUCUCAUGGUGUUGGCAGAUGAGAUGGCUCAAGACUUCCCUCACUGUGUUACCACUGUCAUCGACGAGAAGGGUGUCAUCGAGAUCCAGGAUCUUGUUAUGCGGAAGAGUUUUGAUAUGUUGGCAAUGCAGCUUGGAAGUUUAACUUUGUGGGGCUGCAGCAACAUUGACACCGCGGCUGUUGAGAAUGCUUGUAUGGCAGAGAAAGAGCAGCGCCGAUGGGAACAAAAGCCAGUCUCGGAAGACGAUGAAUGCAGCAAGUCUCUUCGAAACAUGUGGUUCCGGAUGUACUACAAGGACAUGGACUGCGACUGCCACCAGUGCCUGGACUUGUACCUUCCGCUCCGCUCCCCCACACCCUCUCCUACACUCCCCCGAUGUCCAUGUCCAACAUUGAUGGCGAUUCCCUGCCCAGCUUGUUGGAGGAACUAUCAGACUUAA